AUCUUCUUAGUGGUCCUUCCGAUUACCAAAAACAGAGAUAAGUUAUACUUAUAGGCCAGACUAGUUUCAGUUGAAGGGGAGUGAAACAGUUAGAUAAUUAUGGAAUGGAAUGGAAACACAAGAAGUUUUGUUCCUCAACCAGAGUCUUCCUUAAGCUUCCUCUACAACUACAACCAAUGCUCAUAUCAAGGAAUGAUGGAAGUGAAACAUCAAGACUGGACAGAUACAAUGUUCCCAGAAAUGGAAAAAAUGAUGAAGUAUGGGAAUCAGGAAAAGAAAAAGCGAUUAACGAGUGAACAGAUGGAAUCACUGGAGAGUAGUUUUCAAGAGGAGAUCAAACUAGACCCUCAAAGGAAGAUGAAGCUUUCCAAGGAGUUAGGGCUACAGCCUCGUCAAAUUGCUAUUUGGUUCCAAAAUAGACGUGCUAGGUGGAAGACCAAGCAACUUGAACACUUAUAUGAUUCACUUAGACACCAAUUUGAGGUUGUGUCUAAGGAAAAACAGCAGCUUCAGGAUGAGGUUAUGAAGUUGAAGGCUAUGUUGAAAGAACAAGGUAACUCUUGUGGUAGAAUGCAAGGUUACUAUACAGAAAUGUCAGUGGAAGAAACAGAAACAGUAGAAAGCACAUCAGAAGCAGCUCUACGUUGCUCCAACAGAGAGGUGAAGGGAAAGAUUCAUCAACAGUUGAACAUUGAUGAAGGAAACUGUAGUUUCAAUUUAGAGGACUAUAACAUUAAUAACAAUGUUCCACUAUUGCCCUACUGGCCUGCUGCUGUACCUUAUAACUAUCACCCUUAAUUAUAUUAUUAAGUAAUCUUUGUUUGAAGUUUGAACAACAGCUUUAUGUGAGUCUGAGAUUAAUUAAUUUUACUGGUUGUGUAGAUUAGAA
Molecule: messenger RNA, 889 nt
Organism: Medicago truncatula (barrel medic)
Lineage: Eukaryota; Viridiplantae; Streptophyta; Magnoliopsida; Fabales; Fabaceae
Product: putative homeobox-leucine zipper protein ATHB-51
Exons: 3
Coding region: 100-798 (232 amino acids)
Biological process (GO): positive regulation of DNA-templated transcription
Cellular component (GO): nucleus
Molecular function (GO): DNA-binding transcription factor activity, RNA polymerase II-specific; sequence-specific DNA binding
Source: RefSeq, a predicted model, not a curated record